CCCCCCAGGAUACAGAACCGAGACCCGGAUCCUGCGUCGCACGUGUGUCCGAGUUUUACGCACUAUUCCUGGGGAAAAUGCUGCGCGUCAGGUGCCUGAGAGGAGGUAGCAGGGGGGCCGAGGCCGCCCAUCUGAUCGGAGCCAUGGUGGGCCGCUCCGUCGCCGGCUGGGUGCAGAGGGCCUUCCAGAGCACGUCGAGUGCAGCAGCUGCACAACAACAGGCAGCUGAGGAGGAAGCUGUUACUGAGCCCCUUCAGCAGGAAUGUCCUGUCUGCAGCCACAACGAGUGGGACCCUCUGGAGGAGGUCAUCGUGGGCCGGGCCGAGAACGCCCAUGUGCCUCCCUUCACCGUGGAAGUGAAGGCCAACACGUACGAGAAGUACUGGCCCUUCUACCAGAAGCACGGGGGCCAGUCUUUCCCAGCGGAACACUUGAAAAAAGCCGUUUCUGAAAUAGAAGAAAUGUGCAAUAUCCUGCGUCAUGAGGGCGUCGUUGUGAGGAGACCAGAACCCCUGGACUGGUCCGUGGAGUACAGAACCCCAGAUUUCACAUCUACAGGUAUGUACGCUGCCAUGCCCAGAGACAUCCUGAUCGUUGUGGGAAAUGAAAUCAUCGAGGCUCCGAUGGCCUGGAGGUCUCGGUUCUUUGAGUACCGGGCCUACAGACCUUUGAUUAAGGAGUACUUCAGGAGAGGAGCCAAGUGGACCACUGCUCCAAAACCCACCAUGGCUGAUGAUCUGUACGACCAGGACUACCCCAUCCGGACCGUGGAGGACCGGCACAAGCUGGCUGCUCAGGGCAAGUUUGUGACCACAGAGCACGAGCCCUGCUUCGAUGCUGCUGACUUCAUCCGGGCUGGAAGGGACCUCUUCGUCCAGAGGAGUCAGGUUACAAACUACUCAGGAAUCGAGUGGAUGAGGCGUCAUCUGGCCCCGGACUACAAGGUCCACAUCAUCUCCUUCAAGGACCCCAACCCGAUGCACAUCGAUGCUACUUUCAACAUCAUCGGACCGGGACUGGUUCUGUCCAACCCGGACCGCCCGUGUCGCCAGGUCGACAUGUUCAAGAAGGCCGGCUGGACCGUGGUGAAACCGCCCACGCCUUUGAUUCCUGACGAUCACCCUCUGUGGAUGUCCUCCAAAUGGCUGUCCAUGAACGUCCUCAUGUUGGACGAGAAACGAGUCAUGGUGGACGCCAACGAAACCACCAUUCAGAAAAUGUUCGAGAGCCUCGGUAUCCAGACCAUAAAGGUGAACAUUCGCCAUGCCAACUCCCUUGGUGGGGGCUUCCACUGCUGGACAACCGAUGUCCGCCGCCGCGGUACCCUGCAGUCCUACUUCCACUAGCCUCGCCAGAAACGGGCAGUUUUUAUUGAGCUUUGGAAACUAAAGCCUCAAUCCGGAUUCUUAGUGAUGAAUCUGCAGUUUCUUCAGACUUUGUGUGAAAGGAAAUAAUCUUUGAAAAGUUUAAUGUCUUCAGCUCCUCUCCGGAUUGUGUCUUUGUGUCUUAAACCAACAUUUAGGGAUGUUUUUGAUUUGCUGCCUCUUUGCAAACGGCUUUGUUCAGAGAUAAAUGUCAAACAUUGGCUGGAUAGCGACAAACGAUCUGUUUCCUUCAGUCGGGAAUCUCAAUAUAAAAACUGCAUUUCUGGCCUGGCUACUGCGAAGCUGAAGUGUUUCCCACCAACAAGCCGAAGCUUUGAGGACAAGGUACAAUUUGGUAUGUGAAUGUCACCAAACAAGGGUACAUGAGGCGGAAAACCUACCUCCUCAUGAAGCUGAGGGUGUUUUUUUUUUUCAGCUGCUCAGUGAAAACCACCCUCAUCUCUUUCCAGUACCUGUUUUUUUAUAUAAAGUCAUGUAUAAAUCUUUUAGGUAGGCCAGGAAACAAUUUAACGUCUUAUCUCAUAUAGUUUCUUAUUUUGUAAAGUUUUAAUUGAUUCAACAGGAAAAGUUCUGCUUAUAUUUUUACUCAUCUUUAUUCGAUUUCCCAGGAAUUCUUUAUUAUUAUUAUUUUUUUAAAAUAUUUUCAUACGAAGUGGUCCAUAUCAAAUAUUGUCUACCUUUUGCCUCUGCUGUUCUCUCCUGUUGCACACCUGGGCCAGUUUCAGUCCGAGCUCAUCGAUUUCUGGAUGCUUAGAUGCAAACGUGCUGAAAGCUUGAUGUCUUAUGAUUCCUUUAGAGUGUCAUUUUUCAGCUUUGAUUUGUUUUUUCUUUUUUGGUUGUUUUUUGAAACAAUAAACUUGAGGAAAUGA
Austrofundulus limnaeus is the source of this 2254-nucleotide messenger RNA. It is a transcript of the gene gatm, whose product is annotated as glycine amidinotransferase (L-arginine:glycine amidinotransferase). The record is from RefSeq and is a predicted model, not a curated record. NCBI's taxonomy places the organism in Eukaryota, Metazoa, Chordata, Actinopteri, Cyprinodontiformes, Rivulidae. Gene Ontology annotation, molecular function: glycine amidinotransferase activity. The transcript is spliced from 9 exons. Gene Ontology annotation, biological process: creatine biosynthetic process. Gene Ontology annotation, cellular component: mitochondrial intermembrane space. Bases 78 to 1346 code for a protein of 422 amino acids.